UCCCGCCUCGCAAGCCCUUUUGCACUCACUGCUGCCUCUCACUCUCUCCUCUUUCCCAAGUCUUUCGCUCAUCUCUCUUCUCAGCACUCUAUCAUCUUCUCCAGCGAGCAGUGCACGCAAUCAAACACAGCAGUGCAAGAGAGAGAUCGUCAACAUGAUCGAAGAAACGCCGAUGAACGCCACUGCGCUCCUGCUUCAAACCCGCACAAGCAGCACCGACAGCAGCGUCUCUCCCAAGCCGCGUUGGUCGAAGGGCGUCCCUCCCACGUGCGAAAACGCAGAACCGAACAAGCCGGCUCCCGCCGCACUUGUUUCAUCGAUGUCCUCGAGUGACGACGACGAGCCUUCGCCGAACACCACCAAGCUCUUGCUUGAGAGCCACACCAGCACCGACGGCCACAUCUCGCCAAAGCCCCGCUGGACGCGAGGAAACCCGAACACCGAAACCGACACUGGAGCUGACGGUGAUAAGCUGGACGAGUCCUCCUCCUCUUCCUCUACCACUGCCACAGUCGCAUUAUCCGAGGACGGACGAGAGGAACCCUUGCCGACCUCGCUUCGACCUGGCGGCCGCAGCAGCGGUGGCGACCGCAAGUGUUACAUGGCCUGGAGGUGGUUGCUCGAGGACGAGGCUGCCAGCGAGCCAAGACUGCAGAGGCCAACCGAGUACGAUCCUGUUGUGCUGCCGAAGCUGAUGGACGCCGAGCGGGAGCUGCUGUACCGCAACGUGGAGCUCAGGUUACUGGAGGUCGGUCGGCAAUCCACGGACAUCCCCGCCCUGGUUGAGGAAUACCUCCGGUUCAUGUUUCUUCGGAAGAGGCUCGGGGGUAUGCUCACUCUCGACCCUUCUCCUCUGGUGGACGUUGUCUGGCAGGCUCACAUCACGUUGGACAGGGCGUACGUCGCGUUCUGCGAGCACACGUUCGGGGGGGAGGGGCUAGAGUGCGGGGUACUGCACAGGGAGGUCGACGCCUCGCAGCCCAUGCUGUACGAGAACACGGUCGGCUCUUACGAGCACUUCUUCGGCGCCGUUGCCCCCGCGGAGUGGUGGCCUGCCCCCGCGGUGGUUGUUGGAACUCCGUGUACCGCGCUGGAUGGCAAGGGAGAGGAAGAAGAGGGACCCGUGGAUGUCUCGGGAAGGCGAACCGCUUUCGUCCGCACGGAGGAGAGGAAGUUUCAUUUUGCCGAGGAAGGCUGAGUCCAGCUCAUGGCAUGGGUAUUAUUGUACACGUGCAGAGGAGAUUCUUAGCGUGUGGAAUUGGCUAUUAUUUUUUUACAUUGUUCAUUUUUCGCGGUAUAUAUAUAUAUAUGUAAAUGCUGAUGGCAGUCGACUUUCUUCUUGAGAUUCGGCUGGAGCAAAGGGAGAUUGAUGGAACCAGGCCGCAGUGUAGUCGUGCAGAAUUGUUUCGUUGCUGUGUUGGCUAUGAACGAUUGACAAGUUUCGCUGUGAAAAGGAACCAUAACCGUAGACACUUGCAGCCUACCUUCCUUAACUUUCAUGUGCAUAGAAGAAGCUGACGUACGCCAGGAGGUCACCGAUUUUCCAACCGCAAUGACCAUGUCUGUCUGCCUGUACUAUACGGAUACAUACAUUGAACUUGUUUUUGCCCCAUCUGGGCUUUGUUGAAUAGAAUCUACUACUGCUGUAGUCAUCUUCGACGUGUUGACCGAUUGUUAUUGUGUGCACGGAUACUAUUGUUCUUGUGUAGACUACAGAAUGCGCCACCACUUGAGAAGCUCUACUUAUAGUUUCAGCCGAAGCUGCGGUUGUUACCAUAUUCUAGGGUCAUAAUACGAAUGGCCGCUAUAUAGGUUUUUGUGAAGGGGUUCUUCACCGAGCACACAAAUGUGCUCAAGUUCUUCAAUUAUGUUUGUGCAUAGGCGCGUUCUGUGUGUUACAUUUCGUUGUUGGCUUCGUGCUUGUUUUUGAUGCGAUGAGGAAAGGGUGGGCGGAGAGUUGGUGGUGGGUAUAUUUUUUGCUUCGUCGUCGACUGCGACCUCGUUGUUGAUAUAGCGGGGGGGUUGUCGGCCCAAGCUUCUUACGUACCUAUUCGUCUAGAGGCAUGUUCUGGGCUGGUGAUGGGUAUUUCGGUGUUGACUUCGCCCUUGUUUUUGAUGUUUUGGGGGGCAGGGGGGGGGUCGUCCGAUUCUUCGCAUGUAUUCGUUUGCACGAGUGCUUUGGGACUGUAUAGUAGGUAGGGUAUAUUUUACGGUGGGGAAGCUGGAGCCUUGAUCAGCAGCGUGUGCUCUUCAUGCUAGCGGCCCAAUACUUUUGGGGGUUGGAUCAAUUUUUUCGUUUUCGAUGUUUCUCGCGACAGGUCUCAUCGAGCCUUGUGUUGUCGGGAGGCAAAUCGCGCAGUCAGUGGUUGGAGCUCUGUUUGUUCGCGUGGUAUGUAUAUCUGGUAGAUUCAAGAAAAGGGUCCAAUGUGCACAUCGGUUGGAAUCUUGAUGUUUUUUUUUUUUACGGUCUUGUACAAUAUGCAAUGUCCUUCAUAGCCGGCCGGCGGCAAUGGCCGGAAGUACCAAAUAUGUAUGUGUAGUAUCGCUGGUGCUGGCAACGAACGAAUGGAUGUGCUUUGAUUGGAGUUGUUUUGUGGUACACAAAGAAGGUUCGGGCGGGGGUGGGUGCUCACACUUGAGUCUCAUGCAUUUCAAAGGUUUCGGGAUUGAAAAUCAACGACGAUGCGAUUACAACCACGAUCAAUUGGCG
Messenger RNA from Ectocarpus sp. CCAP 1310/34, 2710 nucleotides. NCBI's taxonomy places the organism in Eukaryota, Phaeophyceae, Ectocarpales, Ectocarpaceae. The record is from the annotation of a GenBank genome assembly.